ACUGCUCCAGAUGCCACACAGAAUUCAUCUCGAGUCAGCGGAGUAGUCUCAACAGAAGAAAUGGUGCAAGUCUCAAUAGAAGAAAUGGUGCAAGACUCAACACAAGAUGCCACACAGAAUUCAUCACAGAAUCCCACACAGAUUCAUCAAGGGACUGCUCUAGAUGCCAUACAGAGCUCAGUAAGAGUCGGCGUAGCAAUCUCAUCAGGGAGAAGUGGUGCAAGACUCAACACAAGAUGCCACACAGAAUUCAUCAAGAGUCAGCAGAGCAGUCUCAACAUGAGAAAUGGUACACCUGACAUCAACAAUUAUCUUUCUUCUGCCCUCUUUUUCCACGCUCCCACUUCACGCUUUUGA
Molecule: messenger RNA, 357 nt
Organism: Meira miltonrushii
Lineage: Eukaryota; Fungi; Basidiomycota; Exobasidiomycetes; Exobasidiales; Brachybasidiaceae
Exons: 1
Source: RefSeq, a predicted model, not a curated record